Messenger RNA from Adineta steineri, 978 nucleotides. The record is from the annotation of a GenBank genome assembly. Lineage: Eukaryota; Metazoa; Rotifera; Eurotatoria; Adinetida; Adinetidae.
AUGGCAUCUGAAGGAAAUUCUAGUGAUAUAGAUCUUUCAUCUGAUAUAUCUCAAGUUCCGAUACCUCGAUUUAUUCGCUUAACUAUCUUACUUGUAAUGGAUAUACCAUCAUCAAUUUAUACAAUAUUUAUUCUAUUAAAUAUAUUUAAAAAUCGAUUAUUAAGAGAAUCAUUACAUAACCAUGUUAUCAUCGCUAUUCUCUUAAGUAUACUUCCAACUCAAUUAAUAGACAUACCAUUUCAUAUAAUUUAUCUUAGUCUCGAUUAUGUUUGGCCAUCAAAUCCUAUUUUUUGUCUUUUUUGGUUAUUUAUAUCUGUUGGAAUAUUUGAUACAACAGGUAUAUUAAUGGCAUAUGCAACUAUAGAAAGACAUAUAUUGAUCUUUCAUGAUCGAUGGUUGAUUAAUAAAAAACGACGAAUAUUUAUUCAUUAUAUUCCUCUAUAUUCUGUUAUUAUUUAUAGUUUAAUAUUCUAUAUAUAUGUAAUAUUGUUUCCACCAUGUCUAACUAAUUUCGAUUAUACACAAGCAUGGUGUUCUUAUCCAUGUUAUUAUGAUAACAAUAUUCUAUCAAUGUAUGAUUCAAUUGUUAAUGUAGUAUUACCAGCAUUUAUUAUUGUAUUUUUCAGUAUUGCACUUUUAUUACGCUUUAUUAUUCAAAGACGUCAGUUGAAUUUAAAAAAUGAAUGGAAAAAAUAUCGUCGAAUGAUUAUUCAAAUAACAACUAUGUCAUCAUUACUUAUUAUAUUUAAUUUACCUUUAACUAUUCUUAUGUUAGCACAUUUAUGUGGUCUACCAUCAGAUGUUGGAAUUGAUUUUUCACAAUAUGCUUAUUUUUUUACUUAUUUUAUACCAUUAUUGAUGCCAUUCAUUUGUCUUCAUUCAUUACCAGAAAUUUAUCGUAAACUUAUAAAAAUAUUUCUUAAUUACUGGCGAAAAAUACGACAACAACUAACAGCAACUGUUACACCUAUGAUGUAA